AUGUCUCUUACUCGCUGGUUCAACGAGCCUUUCUAUGGUAUGUCGGACUUUGAUCGUAUGUUCGAUGAUGCCUUCACUCGCCGCGCCACGGACCUCGGCAGCCUUCGAGAGCACGGUGGUGCGCGCGGCCUAAUGCCGAGGAUGGACCUCCAUGAGGACACCAAGAGUAACGUCGUCACCGCUUCAUUCGAGUUGCCCGGUUUGAAGAAGGAAGACGUCGACAUCGACGUGCAGAACAACGUCUUGACGGUCUCCGGCGAGUCUAAGAUGUCUAGCGAGCACGAGGAGAGCGGAUACACCAUCCAUGAGCGCCGCUCGGGCAAAUUCACGCGGGCGGUCUCCCUCCCGCACGGCGUGAAGCCGAACGACAUCAAAGCGCACAUGGAGAAUGGCGUCUUGACGGUCUCCUACCCCAAGGUGACCCCGGAGGCAAGUGUAAAGAAGAUCGCCAUUUCUUAA
This is a messenger RNA of Sparassis crispa, 459 nucleotides long. Its product is annotated as Heat shock protein. Bases 1 to 459 code for a protein of 152 amino acids. Gene Ontology annotation, biological process: protein complex oligomerization; response to heat; response to hydrogen peroxide. The transcript is spliced from 3 exons. NCBI's taxonomy places the organism in Eukaryota, Fungi, Basidiomycota, Agaricomycetes, Polyporales, Sparassidaceae. The record is from RefSeq and is a predicted model, not a curated record.